Molecule: messenger RNA, 1281 nt
Organism: Anopheles darlingi
Lineage: Eukaryota; Metazoa; Arthropoda; Insecta; Diptera; Culicidae
Product: integrator complex subunit 15
Exons: 2
Coding region: 86-1201 (371 amino acids)
Source: RefSeq, a predicted model, not a curated record
AAAACAAAACAAACAAAACUUCCGCGAUAGAGAAUUUAUUGUAAAACUUGUUAAAAACCAUAAAUCGGAAGUGAAAAGUAUAAAAAUGACUAACCAAGAACGUGGUGUGCUCCGUAAAAUGGAGUUUCCCGACAUGGCACGAGAUGCUUUGCCCAUAAUCGAAAAUCUCAUUAUUAAUCGCAACAAGCACGAUAUGGCGAUGGAUCUGAUCAGCGAGUUUGUGUUCCGGGAACGUCGAGAUGAACAGCGAGCCACUCCACAAUUCCCCAAACUCCCGACGGGUCCGCGUUUGUCCUCGAUCGAGGUGUUUCAACUCGUGCUCGUGCUCUGCGAAUAUUUUGCACGUCCCGGUCCGGAUGCGACCCGGAAUGCGGUGUUUCUAUCGCUGUUCGGUGGCUCUAACACACGCACUAGCGUGCUGAACAAGCUGAUCAGCACGGCCGUUUCCGGUUCGAUCGCCCCGCUUUUGUGUGCGGCAGGAACUUGGAUGCAGCAGUUGGGUUGCACAUCUCCGGCAAGCCUGGAACUAGCGCAAUGUAUUGUGCGCGAUUUUGUAAUAUUUUCGAAGAAAUCCUCCGAACAAUUGAAGUCCCUGCCUUUGGUAGCGCCUCGGUUUGCCGCCAACCUGAUGACCGCCGUCUGCGAUCUGUACCUGAAUGGCGUUGGGAAAGAACAGUUGGAAGCACCGCCCGAUCUGCUACUGGAGGUGAUCACGGAAUGGGUAUCGGAGACGCCUUCGCUGUGUCUCGCUUCCCAGCAGCAACCGGCGCUGCCGAGCGGGGCCAUUGCCAUGCCAGUCACGACACCGCUGGCCGGGUUAAUUCGGUGGUGUGUCCUUUCCUUGCUCAUUACCGAGAAGCAAGAGCUCUACAGCAAGCUGCAUCUGGCGGUUUUGCAAUCUCUGCUUGAAGCGACGCCUCCCGUAACGACACCACCGACUCUGCAACCGAUAAACGCGCAACAUUUAACGCUCAUCGUCAACACGAUUCAGGCCGAGAUGGAGAGCCUUACGAAGCUGGGACAGAGCCUGAACGGAGAGCAACUGCAGAGCUGUUUGGAACGGUUUGCGCAAGCCAUUCAAGUCGGACUCACAUCCCGGUGCGUGUUCGGUAAUGUUACUCAGCUGAUCUUUCGUUUGGAAUCACUGCCCGGCAAAAACAAACUGCUGCAGAUCGUCAUCAAUGCUAACAAAGCGAGUUAACAAACAUCGAACUAAUGGGUACCCUGAUCUUCCUCCUUACCUUACGUCGCAUCAAUGAAGUAAAAAUAAAAACCGUAUCU